Molecule: messenger RNA, 2626 nt
Organism: Dreissena polymorpha
Lineage: Eukaryota; Metazoa; Mollusca; Bivalvia; Myida; Dreissenidae
Exons: 7
Coding region: 445-1920 (491 amino acids)
Source: RefSeq, a predicted model, not a curated record
UGCCUUUAAUCCGUGGCAGAUCUCACAUUCAAUGAUGCGCUCUAACACACGUCUGUAACAUUGGUUUGUUUGUAGAUAUCCGCUGGGGGCGCGCUUUUUCAAUGCGGCAAAAACAGGUUUUUCAUAUACGUGUUUGGAAGUGAAGCAUUGGCGUAGGUUAAAAUCCACAGCGAGUCAAUUAAAUAACGUUUACGAAAAAAAAAAUGUAAGGUAGCAAGAAAAGAUAUGUCAACUAAUAUUUUAAGAAAUAUAACUAUUCUGGAAGCAUAAACAUUCAAUAAACUAAUAAGGCACAUGAUAAAAUGACUACAGAGAUGGGAAUUACAAUUUAUGUUGAGGAUAUGUUUGGAAAACAUUAAUUGUAAAUGUGUAUGAAAUAUGGACCAGUUUAACUUAAAUUCUGAAGGUGACCUCACGUGAGUCUUUCGUCACAUUCCGAACACAAUGGCUAUCACAUGGCUAUUGUUUGCAAUCCUCAACAUCGGCAUCAUGAAAGUAGUUGUCAUGUUUACAUUGAUGUCACAUAAACUCGCGGUCACCUUUCACGAUUACGAGAAGACGUGGGACGAAGCCCAAGUCACGUGCAAGAAUUCUGGCGGGAUACUGUACGUGGAGGAUUCAGAGGAACGUACAAACGUCUUGAUGUCGUACAAAACUCUUUGGCAAAUCCAGCAACACAUUUGGAUUGGACUACACUAUCCUUCCAUCGGACAGAAUGGCACAUUCGGAUGGACGGAUUGCAAAUGGCAAAAUACAGACUGGUAUAGCCAUUACCUACCAGCUGAGCCUAAAGAUGCUUCGCAAAAGCGAUGCGGGCUCUCUGACAAAACUGGUGGCAACUGGAUAACGGACUCUUGUACGGCCAAGUACCGCUUCGUCUGUGAGACCAAGUCAUUUUUAGACACGUGUACAUUCAAUAAAACCAAUGGAGUCCCGACGGAGGGCGUUGUACUUAACCAGUUGGCGCUUGCAAAUAGAAGUGUCGCGGUGUGUGCCAGCGAGUGCUUGCAGAGGAUAUGGCAGAACACACACAAUUGCUGGGCUUUCUUCUUCGAUCAUGCAGCCAUGGGAAAUAACUGCAUCUUGUACUUCCACAACGACCCGUUCUACUUUUCGACUGUUCAGACUACAGCAAAUAGUAAUGCAACAUUUGGAGUCAAACAGUGCUACCAGCUUGGAGAAACCCACGUUAGCAACGUCAGUAUAAAGGAUGCAGCAGAAGUGCCAACAGAAGUCUGUAGCAGUUACAGUUUACAGGUAACGACCACCCAAAGCUCAUCAUCUACAACUUCACAGACUACACAGGCUUUAGCAACAACGCAAACCCAGACGUCGACGUCUCCCACAACGCAAACUCAGAUGUUGACGUCACCAGAAGCUCCAUCUGAGAUGUCAUCUACAACACAAACUCUCACGUCAACGUCACCAACUACACAAACUGACACAUUGACGUCAUCAACUGCGCAAAUUCACACGUCGACGUCACCAACUGCACAAUCGCAGACGGUGACGUCAGUAAAUGUGCAAACUCAGACGGCCAUGUUACCAACUACACAAACUCAAACGCCGACAUCACGAACUACAACCCCUGGUAUGUGCAUGUGCCAAUGUUCAGACAUUCAAAAGCUUAUUGGAAACUCUGCAAACUCAUUUGCCAACCUUACAAUCGAAGAACAGGUUGCAAAUAUCGUACGACGUUUACGACUAGACAAAACGACACUUACGUCCACCCUGCGAAAGAAAACCUCGGCAACUGAUAAUCGGCCUGUGUCAAAAUCUAUUGGCUAUAUUGGAAUAACGUUUAUGUCCAUCGUAUUCGGGUUGAUAAUAUUUUCAGACGCACUUAAAUUGUGGAAUUAUCUAAGACAGUUUAAAACAAUGCCUGAAAGUAACAAUGUCCAAACGCAACUCAGUCAAUGACAAUUGUACGUCCAUCGACAAGGAGCAAUUCGUUGUUUCUGAUUUUUAUAUACCAUAUACUACCAGCGUGUAGCUUUUAAUAUACAUUGACUUUGUUGAGUCGUUUGAAUAUUAUUGGUACAAUGCAUUAUCUCACAUAAUGGUUUGUACAUGUAUUUUCAUUUUACACAUUGGAUAUGAACGCCGUAUAAAGAGAAUAACAGGUUACUUUCUGAUCUUUUUGUAAUAUAUCAGGCAAGGCUUAGGCGAUGCUUGCCGUUAUAUUAUUCGUGCCGAGCCUGAUAUAUUACAACAAGAUCAGGUAGUAACCUGUAUUCUGUUUAUCAUACCUCAAAGUCUCCAAUAUUUAAGAAAUAAUAAAAAUAUCGCUAAAAAGCUUCAUUUUAAGCGGGAAAGAAUAAGAUGUUUGUUGUUUGUCGUGUUAAAAAUGACGUCAUGAGCGCUUGCUCUUAAUAUUUGUGUUUGCUGUUUGUAUUGCAUUUUGUGUUAAAAAUAUAUUACACUUUGGUGUCAUAUUGUUUGUUUUGUUGAUUCUGAAUCGAUUUUACUCAAAAUGAAUACUUUUUAGUUGAUUCCGAUUAAAUUGACACUCCUCCUAUCAUCAACUGAUCUAUGAAAACUUCCUGUUGAACUGAUAAAAACAAUAUAUCAUGCAACGUUAUAUCAGGCAGAAAUCAAUGCAGAGGUAUAAAAAAAACUGCUUAAA